Chara braunii is the source of this 4989-nucleotide messenger RNA. NCBI's taxonomy places the organism in Eukaryota, Viridiplantae, Streptophyta, Charophyceae, Charales, Characeae. The record is from the annotation of a GenBank genome assembly.
CGUUAGGUCGUGUGUUGUAUAACUCUUCCACUGGGUUGUUCGGCUGUUUGUUCUCUGCUUGUCUGGCUACCACUGCCCGGAAGGCUUUCGGCACAGGCCAGGUGGCAAUGAUCUGCUGCAUGGUGGUGUCCGGUUUUGUCUUCACCUAUGUAGACAUCCACGUGUCUAUAAAAAGGCUUUCUGUUUCUCUGAGUACUAUCCUCUACUUAACCUUUGCAAUGACCCCCAACACUACCAACUUCUUCGCUUUCCGUCUUGUAUCGACCACCCUCGUGGGGGCCAUUUGUGCCCUCUUGGCUGUGCUUAUCCCUUGGCCUCUUCGCGCUCUCGAAGAGGUCCAAGAGAGAGCUGCCAUCAUCAGUCGCUGCACAUCUGCCAUGUUCAUCACUCUCCUCGACGCCUUUCAGGCUGACGAUCCCCGUGGCAUCGUCUUUGCUCGCAGCCACGUUGAGAUGUUGAUUAAGAUGAUUCAGGAGGAUCUUGCCCCUCUCAAGGAGAGGCAGCUAGAUCUCGCCUGGGAACUAGGCCAGUUAGGUAUCCUUUCCACGCUUGAGAAGUUCGUGAUUGUUCUCGAAGCAGCCAUUAAACACUGCCAAGGGAUGGACAUGGCUCUGGUCUCUGGGAGCAUGGUAGAUUGCCCCAGGGCGUUCCGCGAGGUGCUGCAGGAGCCGUUGAUUGUCCUGGGCCAAUGCGGGGGCUUGGCGCUGAACUUCGCAGUGGAAUGUCUGCAGAAGAAGAAGUCCAAUGCCCAGCUGAUGGCCAAGUCGCUAAGAAUACUGCAAGAUGGAAGGCUGGCUCUGGAGAAUUUCAGCAGCUCGCUGAAACAAGCAAGGGAGCUGAGCUACGAGGACCCCUCGAAGAUGGAUUUGUACGGCUGUAACGAUGGCAAUCAAAGCAGUCGAGCAUACGUAGGGGUGGAGGAAAGGAGGAGAAUAAUUGAGGAGUCUAUCGAACUGCAACUGCAUAAUAGGGGGGGGACGAGUAUGAGAGAAAUGAGAGUGGUAGGAGGAGGAGGGGAUGACGGAGGAGGAGGGAUGCAUUCGGGCACACCAGCAACGAAGAGCAUGAUGGAUGCACAUUUCUUCUUGUUCAAUGUGCAACUGUUCAUUUCCGAAGUACUGAAGCUGCUCGAAUUCGACACCCAAAGUCGAUCCAACAGCCUGAUCGGGCUAAUCCUCAGAAGCCAAGGUCCGGCUUGUCCAUCAGGGAUGAUCCUCCUUGCUGAUGCCGGAGAUAGAGUACGAGAGCGUGACCGAUCAGCUUCCCGUAUUCAUCAGCAACCCCUACAUGAGCAGAUAGAGGAACGACAAAGGGCACAGCAGCAGCUAGAAAAGCAAGUCCCUGGCGAAAGAGGAGGGGGAGGAGGGGGAGGAGGGGGAGGAGGGGGAGGUGGAGGGGGAGGUGGAGGGCGAGAAGAGGAGAAGAAAAGGCCAGUCGUUCCUCCCAUCGAUCUCUCCUUUAAGACUCGGUUGUCAUUACAAAGCAUGAGAACGCAGCUCCCCCCAACUCCUCCUCGUCGUCAUUCCAUUCGCCCGCAGCAAUUAAGCCGGCAGCCUAGCCUGCGUGCCUCGGUCGCUGAGCGCUCAGCGGCAGCAAUCCCACCAGCCGGACGAACAGGAGUAGGAGUGGCGCCAGUCAUAGGAGCAGGAGGAGAAGGAGCUGUCCCUGUCCUCGUGGACGUUACGGAAGAAGGAGCAGGAAGAGGAGGAGGGAGAGGAGGAGUGGCAGGUGGAGGGGGGCCAGCAUCAACGUCAUCAUCAUCAUCGUCAUCAUCAUCAUCAUCAUCAUCAUCAUCAUCAUCAGCAGCAGCAGCAGCAGCAGCAUCAGCGUCAGCAUCAGCAUCAGCAUCAGCAUCAGCAUCAGCAUCAGCAUCAGCAUCAGCAUCAGCAUCAGGAGCAGGAGGAGGAGGAGGAGGAGGAGGAGAGGUUCCCGUUAUUAUGGAUGUAGGGGAACGAAGAGAAGGAGAGAGAGGAAGUCUUAGAGGAGGAGAGGGGUUGCAGGUCGUCGGGGGCACAUCAGUAUUGGAAAAGGAGACUAGCAGUUUGAUCACACAAAGGUUUUCGUACACCAAGGCCUGUCCUCACUGUCGAGAUACGGACGCAGACAAGGACCAGUCCUCCCCACCGUCGGAACUGGUCAGCAAGGCUGCUCAGUUGAUUCUUGCCCACCCGUCCGAUCGUCGCAGCUGGCACGCAGCUUGGGUUGCCACAAAGGCUGUUCUAGUAGCGGGGGUAUCCAGCCUACGGCCGGAGUCAAUCAGCGUCCCUAGAGCCAAGACUGCGUGCAAGAUUUGCCUGGCUAUACUUCUUGCGACGGUCGUGGGGGCACGGGUCACCCGGUCUAACUUCUGGGCCCCCAUGACGGUCAGCAUCAUGAUCUCCAAUGGGCAGGGGGGGUCUUUCAGAGUGUCUAUCUUGCAAUUGCAGGGCACUGUUGUGGGGGCAAUCUUUGGGUACCUGGUCAUCGUCUUUUCUAAAGGGCACCCGGUAUUUGUCCUCAUGGCCAUUAUCGUCUGGGUGGCUUGUUGUGCGUUUGUGAGGGACAGUCAGGCCUUCGGGUAUCCUGCGAAAGUUGGGGGUUCAACGGCCGCCAUUGUGGUUCUGGGCUACAAGGCCUCCAAGCUGUCCAUACAGGAAUACGCUAUGGAGAGGAUAACUCAAACGUGUAUUGGGAUCUGUUGCUAUUUCGCAGUGGAGUCUGCUCUCUGGCCCACGAGAGCGUCGAAACUGGCACGUGUAGCCCUGGUAAACACGCUGGCUGAAUGCCAGACUACGUUCUCUGCAAUCUUGGCCUUCUAUGUGGCACAGGAGGAGUGCGGGAGGUGCAAGACGAGGGCCACGGAAGAAGUGAAGGCUAUGGAGACGAAGAUACAGGAGAAUGUACUUGAACAGGACAACCUGAAGGAAGAGGCCAAGGCAGAGCCAGGCCUAUGGAAGACCCCUUUUCCAUAUGCACCAUUCUGCCGUCUAGUGGAGAUUCAGACGCGGAUGGUUCUUCUCAUCUACUUCAUGGAUUGUGCGCUCCGAGCUACUAACACAGAAGGCAUAAGCUUUCAAGCUGAGAGCCUGGUGAGACCUUUAAAGCAGCCGCUCAAGGCGUUGCAGGACGAGUUCAUUUCCACUCUAAGGAUGGUCCUAGAGAUACUUGACCCGUCGAGGGUGAAUGCUCAGGCAGACGAGCCAUCUGUGGGGGCAAGAGGAUUCGGGGAAGGAGGGGAAGGAGGGGAAGGAGGUGGAGGAGAAAGGAAAGGGGAAGACAUUAGAUCGGGGCAGAUUGAGGAAGAGGCAGGUGCGGACAGUGAUCAGGAGUCAUUAAGUGGAGGGGACGGAAAGGUAAAGGGGAUAGAGGAGGAACAUGAAGGGAAGGAGGAAGAUGAAGAGCAGGAGUUGAAGAAUGAGGAAGACGAGGGACAGAUGAGAUUGAUUGGAGACAAGGGCAGGGGAAGAAAUAGAAACAAUAGCAAAAUGGGGUAUUUAUUCCAGAGGUUGCAUGGCAGUGCUCUGAGGUACAGGUUUAUGAAAAGGGGUCAGCGGAAGAUAACGCGCUUCAUGAAGAGACUGUAUGGGCUCUGGUUUGGUUCUCCGCUGUCUUUGAUGAAACCUCUAGCUCCUCUGAAAAGCUUCAGCUACCAGGUUCUAUCGGAUUCCUCUGGGAAAAGGGAUGCUGGGGACAGUCCAAGUCCUGCAAGUCUCAGCAGUUACAUGACCCUUGGAACCAAGGCGAGAAUGAUAGAGAUGGGACAGUGGAAAGCAUCACACAUGCCUAGCUCACCUAUGUUUUCAGAAGCAGCGGGGGCAAGUGGAAGUAAUCGUGCUCCCCAACAUGGAGGAGGAUUAGGAGGACGUGAGGGAGGCUCGGGGCAAGGAGGAGGAGGAGGAGGAGGAGGGGGAGCAGGGGGAUCGGGAGAUUGCUGUGUUGAGCAGGAAGACGCCUGCGAUAUAGGCCUAAGUCCCUUGGAAGCGUUCGACAGGCGUUACGAGGAAGUGAUCAUAAAGCUCAUUGUGGCGAAAAAGGAGCACCCUUCCUUAGAAAUCAUAGACAACACAGCAGCUCUAACUUUCAACGCGUUGGUUUUCAGCAUGCGUGCCUUGAUUUCUGAGACCUACGAGCUUGAGACGACCAUCCGAGAGAUGUUGCAGAUGGAACAACCGUUGGACCUGACAGAGAUGUCACUCGCCUACUCCGCCUCCUGUCAUGACUACAUGAAGAAAUCGGGCGCGUUCUCUUCUAUAGAGGUGGUCUCGCCCCCACCAGUCCCGAGGAGCUCCUCUUUGUUGAGCUUUCUCCCUACCUCUCUUCUACCCAUCUCUACAGUUAUUGAACAGCCUGCAGCAGUUUCAGCUCCUGCAGCUCCUGUGGUGGCAGCAGCGCUGACUGCUCCCAUGGGACCUCAGACUGCCGAUGUCCUUCGUGAACCUGAUUCAGCAAGAGGCCACCUGCAUAAGACGGGAGUUCCAAUGCCUCCAAAGGCGCUGACUGUUGAAAUACCAGCUCCCAUGAUCCCAUCCUCAGUGGCCAUGGGUGAUGAUCAUGACGAUUCCAACAAGACAGACGGAGGUUCCACACCUCAAACAGUGCAAGGAGAAUUGGCCGCUGGUGAGAGAGAGGAGAUCAUGUCAACUGCUGCCCAAGGUGCCUCGGAAGGAGGCGUCAUUCCUCAGUCUCGCAGGAACUCCGUGCUGCAGGUUGCUGGCCUCGAAGACCUAAAGGAUUUCCCAGUGAUACGCCCACCUUCUAGGCAAUCUAGUGUAACCUCAUCGAGGCGAUCCUCACGCCGUGGCUCUCGAAUACAAACACCCAGAAUGAGCCUGGCUACCUCCAGGAGAGUAUCUGUUGCAACCAAUCUCCACACUCCCACACGACAAAAUCAGUCGCAAUUUCACUCCUGAUGCAUGGUCACUAACUGUCUCUUCCUGCUCCCCCUCCUGCCAAGGAGUUGUAAUUCCCACCGCAGUUGAUGAAGCCUUGCUGGAUUUGACGCUUUUGUCU